AUGGAAGAUUCACCCUCAGCGUCGUAUAUCCACCAGGUGCACCGUCUGAUAGAAGAGUGUAUUCUAUUCAACAUGAAUCAAGAAGAAUGCAUGGAAGCUCUUUCCAGACAUGCAAAUAUCAAACCGAUAAUUACCUCCACAGUGUGGAAAGAGUUAGAAAAGGAAAACAAAGAGUUCUUUGAUGCCUAUUCGAGGAUCCAAGCAGAGGGAGGUUCAAAGACAGUGUCGAGGCAAAAGAUACUCGACAUGAAUGAAAAUUAUUUGACCAUAUUAUUCCCGUGUCUCACUUUCCAUGAAUGA
Sphenostylis stenocarpa is the source of this 300-nucleotide messenger RNA. The record is from the annotation of a GenBank genome assembly. NCBI's taxonomy places the organism in Eukaryota, Viridiplantae, Streptophyta, Magnoliopsida, Fabales, Fabaceae.